UCUACUACUGCAAAAUGUCAAACAUGACUUUCACCAAGGGUAUUUUUGAUAUUAUUUUUACUAUGGAGAAGUACUAUUUUUCCACAAAGUUUCUUUUGUCCUUGGUCUUUAAUCUCCUUUAAAGAAUUUGUAAAAACAAAACGUGUGUGCUAUCUAAUGAUACUGCUCAUUUAUACUCCACCCUUGCACUUUGGAUAUACAAGUGCUUCUGAAAUAAUAAUUAUACAUUUGUACAAGAAGUAUUUGAAUAUUGAGUAAUCAAUUACUGUACUCUUUUUGUUGGUUAUAAAUUUAAUAAAUAGCCAGAAGUAGACAACGACAGUUUUCAAUUACUGGCAGAAUCACACGCACGCGCGAGAAAAUGUCUUCAUGGGAAAAGCCUGUAAUAAGAAAGGAAAGGCUACAGCAAAGGCGAAAGACGCCAUCAUUUUCUUCCUCUCUGUUGGAAGCCAUUUACCAAUCCAUUGAUGAAUCCAAAGAAGAAGAAAACCAUGUUCCGAAUAAAAGGAACAAUACUGUGCCAGCUGAAGAAGAGAUUACUAGUCUUCGACGAGCAAUCUUGAUUGAGAAAUGGAUGGAAAGUUACAAGUAUACUCAAAGCUCAAGACACUUUAGUUCAGAUUCAAGUUCAUCAACAGACUCAAGCAUGUUUUCAUCCUCAGAAACUGAGUCAGCUACAAGAUCUACAUCUAAAUCAUUACUUUUUCAGACAUUGCCAAAACCAACAAGACAAGUUCGUGAAAUACUUGUUCGAUCAGAAAAUGUUGUUACAUUGUCUGCAGAAACAACUCCAAAAUGUGAAGGAGGAAGGUUUAUGAGAACAAAAACAAGAGCCUUGAAAAUUUAUGGUGACUUGAAAAAGGUGAAACAACCAAUUUCACCAGGUGGGAAAAUAGCAAACUUCUUGAAUUCGAUAUUUAAUUCGAGAAAUAUGAAGAAAAACCACCAACAAGGUAUGGAAGAUUGGAGUUCAGUGAGGAAAUCAAGAUCAGUGAAUGACUUAAGUAGUACUGUGACAUGUUCAUUGCCUACAAGUUCUUCUUGCUUAAACAAAAGUACCCCUUCUUCGACGAGAGGUAAAUCGAAAAGAUCAGUUAGAUUUUGCCCUGUUACUGUAAUUGUUGACGAAGAUUGUCAACCAUGUGGUCACAAGAGCAGCAGCAACAACAACAACAACAACAACAUACCAAGUGCAAUCCCACAAGUGGGGUCUGGGGUGGGUGGUAUGUACGCCCACCUUACGCCUACCUUCAAGAAGGCGGAGAGGCUCUUUCCGGAAGACCCUCGGCUUAGGAUAUGUGGUCACAAGAGCAUAUACAAGAAUGAGGAACCAAGAAUUUGGCAUGUUCCAAAAGUAGGGAGCUUCAGAAACUUCGAGGGAAAACACAUAAACAAGAAUCAAUACAGAGGAUUUUACGAGAGUGAAGACGAAGAGGAAGAAGAAGAAGAUGAUAGUAGAAGUUGUGCAAGUUCAGAUUUGUUUGAACUUGAGAAUAUUGGCAUGAUUAGUCAUGUUCAUGCAACUAGAAAUGAGUUGCCUGUCUAUGGAACUACUAGUUUGAAAAUGAAUCAAGCAAUUGCUAGGGGUUUAGUUAUGUGAUGUAAUAUUUCAUUAGAUCAUCAAUGUAAACACUUAAAAAUGAGUGAUUUGUCUUCUUGAA
Nicotiana attenuata is the source of this 1661-nucleotide messenger RNA. Its product is annotated as protein BIG GRAIN 1-like A. The record is from RefSeq and is a predicted model, not a curated record. Gene Ontology annotation, biological process: auxin-activated signaling pathway. The coding region runs from base 362 to 1600 and encodes 412 amino acids. The transcript has 2 exons. Lineage: Eukaryota; Viridiplantae; Streptophyta; Magnoliopsida; Solanales; Solanaceae.